This is a messenger RNA of Saccostrea echinata, 1763 nucleotides long. Its product is annotated as octopamine receptor-like. The coding region runs from base 405 to 1469 and encodes 354 amino acids. The record is from RefSeq and is a predicted model, not a curated record. Gene Ontology annotation, molecular function: G protein-coupled receptor activity. Gene Ontology annotation, biological process: G protein-coupled receptor signaling pathway. Lineage: Eukaryota; Metazoa; Mollusca; Bivalvia; Ostreida; Ostreidae. Gene Ontology annotation, cellular component: membrane. The transcript is spliced from 3 exons.
CAUUGUACCUGACAACCUUACCUACAUUUGCUUGUCACAAACUGUGACGAUGAGCUACCUUGAUUUUGUCAAAUCGCUAUGGUAAUAUUUUCUUUUAUGCUCCUUGCAGAUUCAGACGUCACUGUAUCGGUUCGGUUUGUGUAGGGUUUUUCAGAGUCAGUCUGCAUUCAGCCCACCUCAAACCCGGUCAACUGUGAUCGCCAAAAUCGAGGAUCAUUGUUCCUGUGUCCAAUUUAAUACAUUGUUACAAGUAGUUUAAAACUGUUACACCACAAAAUGAAGUCAUACAGCGAGUUUGCCUCCAGUAGAUCAUGGGAAUCAGGAAUGUAUGUUAUGAGAGAAGGAAUAUUCGGCCUUGAACUUUGAAGACCUUUAACUAUUUUGCUCUUCUUCAUACUGACACGAUGACAUCGGAUAAUACAACAUCAUACAGUUAUCUGACAUUGGCGGAUCACGGGGCCACGUCCAUGACAGAACUCUACAUAGAGGGAGUCAUUCUGCUGAUAAUAUGUCUAGUGGCUCUCGUUGGAAAUAUUUCAGUUUAUCUCAUUGUUCUAAGAUCCAAGAAACUAAGAACGAUUACAAAUUUCUUCAUACUUGGAUUAGCAGCAGCGGACAUUUUAGUUUCAAUUGGAAACAUGCCCGUCACCGUGGCAACCUUGUUUGAAGGGAACUGGCCCCUGGACCAUACUUCCUGUCUUGUGUUUGGAUUUAUUAACAUGCUGACACUAUGCUCCAGUGUACUUUCAUUGUGUAAUAUCAGCAUUAACCGCUAUGUUAUGAUUUGCCGUCCAUUCCAUUCCAAAGUUAUAUAUACCAAAAGGAACGCUAUUCUAAUGAUCAUAGGAGUUUACACGUUAGCUUUCGUGAUAUCAUUACCUCCCCUGUUUGGUUGGGCAGCGUAUGCAUACAUUCCUGUACAAUCGUUCUGCUUCUGCGACUGGACACUGGCGCCAUCGUACGCCAUCUUUAUGAUCAGCUGUUGUUUUGGAGGACCAUUUACUGUUAUGACAGUGUGCAAUAUUCUGAUAUUUUGCAGUGCUAAGAAAUCCAAUAGAAACACCAAAUAUUACACCACAGCAAAAAGCAAGAAAAAAGACGCCCAGGCCAAAGAGCUCCGUCUGGCGAGCAUUCUGCUUGUUGUCGUCAUUGUUUUCGUCAUUUGCUGGUGCCCUUACUGUAUCAGUAUGUUGUUGUCUAUAUACGCCCCUGGAUUCGCUCCUAGAGGAUUUCACAUGUUCACCAUCCUCGUGGGAUACGCCAAUAGCGGUGCCAACCCAAUUAUUUACGGAGUUAUGAAUCGCGCCUUUAGAAACGGAUUCAAACAGUUGUACUGUGGAUGGAUGGGUGUGCAAAUAGAUGAGUCCACGGGAAUAGCAAGUAACUCCGACGAACCUUCCGGAAUUCCCCGAAAUCCAACAAGUGACUCUAAACUCUCGGCGGGAGAAGAAUUGGUGAACAAAAGUUAAGCUUUACUUACAUCAAUAUACGAUAGGAUAUUGACACUACGUGUAACACGGAACUUGCAAUGAGUAUCAAUAUCCAAUUGAUCAUAUUUGUAUCUUCUAGACUUUAUUUAGUUUCUUGAUACAAGAAUGGAAGAAGGAGGGGUAUGUAAAGGAGCUGGGAACAGUCAAUCAUAAUAUUUAAAAUUGUGCAUUUAUUUAUUUCGUAUGCCGUGUUUUCUUCUAAAGUCAUGUGAUAACUACGUGGUUGUAAAAGUAUAUAUUUGUUGUUUUUUUUAAUUAAAUUUAUAACAUGUU